ACGUUAGCCAUGUCAGCGUCUGUGUGAUGAAAGAUAAUAUUUGAGAGAGGGCCUACACUCUUUAACUAAAAAUAAUUGUAUUACUUUGUGUUGUGUUGUUAUCAAGUGAAUUUUUUUUUUGAUUUACUGCGAGCCAAAAGUAGAUCAACUGAUAUAGGAAAUUUUGUUUUCUUUUCGGACGGGAAAAAUGGAAAAAGAAGUGUUGAUAAAAUAUGAAAGUGGAAAUGAGGAUGAUGAAAUCAAGGGACUUUGCAAGUUGUGGUUGAAAAAUUUACACAAUUUUGACGAGCGUAAAUUAGGGCAGCAUGUAGUCACACUGGUCAAUGACAUUUCUAAAUAUAUCUUCGACUCCUCUUCAGAUUCCCAGAAAUAUUCAAAUUAUGGCGCAAAAUUCAUUGAACUUAUGAAAUCAAAUAAUAAUCAGACUGAUGCAAUAAUUGAUGUUUAUUGGAUUCACAAACAUACAUUCUCAAAUCUCAAGUUAAACGAUGACAUCGGAAUGUACGAGAAAUAUUUUUAUGAGUUAAUUUUAGAUACAUCAACAAAAUCAGCUGAUGAGAAAUGUUCACAUGAUGAUGUAAAAAUUAUAGAUGCCGGCUUAAUAGGAGAUGUUUUGACUCAGGAAUAUUUAGCUACACGUUAUGUGAUGAAAAAUUUACAAAAUACAGCCGGCGUAUUAAAUUACAUUCUGGUUGAUGGGAAGUAUAGAAAUAUAAGAAACUUUUUGGAUUCCAUUUUGAAACAUGAAGACAUUCCCGUUGAUGAAUUUGAUGAGCUAAUUGAAGAGUUUGGGAAGUCAGCAAUAAGUCUGCAUAAUUGUAUUUCUGAAAAUCAAAUAUUCCUUCUCUCAUUCCUUCUUACGAAUGUCAUCAACAGAUUAGAUCCAAAAACUCUAAAGCACAUACUUAACUCAAAAGAUUCCAAUGGCAACACUCUUUUUCAAAUAGCAUGCGAGAAGAGAAUUAAGUUUGUGAUUGAAGAGUUGUGGAUUUUAAUACAAAAGGCAUAUGAGACGGAUGAGAAGCUAAUUGAGAAGUAUUUACUUAAUAAAAAUAACAACGAUAAAAAUGCUUUCAUGCAGGCAUUUGAAAUGCCCACAAAAUAUACAAAUAUUGACUAUGCGAAUGAGAUUAAGAGCCGUACAAGUUUACAGCAUUAUUAUAAAAAUCCCGGACUAUUGGAACUUGAGAUGUACAACUUUGAAAGUUCAUUAAAUCUGCUGUUGGAUAUAGCUAGGAAGAAUAUUUCAGAUAAAUGUAAGAAGUCAUUAAUUGUGAGUUUUAGCCGUAAAGCUGAAAGAUGUCAUGAUACAUAUUCAUACAGCAAAAACUUCCAAGAGUUUCGUUAUGAUUUCUUGCAACUUCGAUUCUAUUGCAUUACAAGAAUCAGCUCAAUUAAUACCGGAAACAUUAGUGCAGUCACACAAAUUUAUCAAUUUUUGAGCCGAUAUAUUGAUCAAUUCAUGUAUGAUCAAGGUGAUAAUGAGGAAGUCAUCAUCACUUUGUACCAAAAAUUAUCAUUCGACACAUUCCUUGGUGAUUUCUUUAAAGUUUUCAUUCUUAACAAUUUUUCACAAGCACUGGCUAAAAUUAAGACUGUUGAAAGUCUCGAAAAGCUCAUUGACAUUGCCAAGAAAACUCUUGGAACUAAAGAUUAUCAUAAGAUUAUUACAAAAUCUGGUGGUGAUGGAAAUAACGCAUUACAGACUGUAAUUUUUGGAAGAAAUGUUGACAUGUUUAGAGUCAUCUGGUCCUCAUUUGAUUAUGGUCAUAAAGCUAUUGCUAAUUGGAUUAUUGGAAUGAAUCUUGACAAAGUAAAUUCACUGUACAUUGUGAUCUAUAGCCACCAAAUUGAGAUGCUACAAAUAAUGCUAGAAUACUUUUCAAUAAGCUUAGAAGAAGAGCAGAUCUUGUUUAUUUUUGACAACACUCGAAAGACAAACUACAAAUUCAUAGACAUUGCUGUUCUUUUCUAUGAUCAAAAGAUCUUCGAUUUGAUCAUGGAUUUCCUUCAGCGUCAUUUAUCAGCUUCCAAUUUAAAGGAAUUAGUUGGUAAUGGUAUCAUCUCACAAGCAGUUACCAAAUGGCAGGAGAGUGCAUUGCCUAAGGUUCUUAACUUCAUUGAAAGUAUUUUUGAUGAGAAUGAGAUCAAGGAUAUGCUUUUUAAUAAGAAUUGGGAGGGUCAGACAGCUUUUCAUGUGGCAUCAAAGAAUCGAAACUUGACUCAACUUCAGCAGCUCUGCAAAUUCGCUCAUUACUAUUUAUCUAAGAAAGACUUUAUUGAUGUUAUUAAGGCUAAGGAUAAUAGCGAAUAUUCAUUACUCGCAAGCGAUCUAAUUCCUGACGAUGUCAUCUUCAAUGAACUUCCAAAGCUGUCUAAUUUCCAUUCAACAUAUCCUGUCUACGAAUGGGUUCCGAUACUUAAUCUUGAAUUUCCUCAAAAUGCCGUAUCUAUCGGAAAUGAUAACGACGGUAAUGGAUUAUUUAUCGCAAAAGUGUAUGAAAACAAUGAAGAUAGCAAUGAGUUUGAAGUUGUGGCGCUAUCAAAAAGUUCGCAAAUAAAUUUUGAUAACACGUUUGUUGAUGUAUUAAAUGGAAGAGGAUUAGCGUGGCUCUCAAAAAGUAGUGACAGCAUAACAGCAAUUAAAAUCGAGUCUAAUGAACCUUCAUAUAUUGCAAAACUUGACAACGAAAUUAAAUUAAUCAGCAUCCACACCACAGAAGAUUAUAAAAUUUUAUGCACAAAUGAUCAAAAACUCUUAGAUAUUGAUGAUAAUCAGUACAUAUUUACAAAAGUUAAUUAAAAUCAAAAACAAACAUGUGCUUGAGAAAAAAACGGUCACAAAACAAUUUCAAAAAAUAAACGAUCAAAAUAAUUUUGAAAAAAUCAUCAAAAAUCUAGAUGUGUUUUUAAAAAUUCUAUUUCGGUUGUGAUGAGUGCG
Chironomus riparius is the source of this 2941-nucleotide messenger RNA. The record is from the annotation of a GenBank genome assembly. Lineage: Eukaryota; Metazoa; Arthropoda; Insecta; Diptera; Chironomidae.